AUGGAUUACGUUAAUGAUCUGUACAAGUUCUAUAAAGUUGCCGAGAAUGAGCGUCGCCCCCGCGACUACAUUCACUCCCAGGUGCAUCUCAGCUCCAAGAUGCGGGCCAUCCUCGUCGACUGGAUAAUAGAAGUGCAUGACGAGUUUGAUCUCAUGCCGGAGACCCUCUACCUUACGGCGUACAUCAUCGACCGGUAUCUCACGAAGCAGCUCGUGCUUCGGAGGGAGCUUCAGCUGGUAGGCGUGUCAGCCCUGCUGAUUGCUUGCAAGUACGAGGAGGUGAUGUUUCCACAGGUGAGGGAUUUGGUCUGUAUAACAGACAAUGCCUACUCCAGGAAGCAGAUACUGAGGAUGGAGAAAGCCAUUCUCAAUCGGCUUGGAUGGAACCUGACAGUUCCUACACCUUAUGUGUUCCUUGCGCGCUUUGCCAUGGCUGCGUCUUACUUCAAUUUGAAGAACUAUGGGGAGAUGAUGAACAUGGUGUCCUUUUUUGCUGAACUGGCACUGAUGCAAUAUGCGCUGGUGCCGUCCAAGCCCUCCAUGGUUGCUGUUGCUGCUGUCUAUGCAGCCAGACUCACACUCAAGAAGACCGAUUCAUGGACUCGCACUCUCAAACACUAUACUGGCUUUACUGAAUCACAGCUAAUGUAA
Triticum turgidum subsp. durum (durum wheat) is the source of this 651-nucleotide messenger RNA. Lineage: Eukaryota; Viridiplantae; Streptophyta; Magnoliopsida; Poales; Poaceae. The record is from the annotation of a GenBank genome assembly.